This is a messenger RNA of Leptidea sinapis, 2049 nucleotides long. RefSeq names its product zinc finger BED domain-containing protein 4-like. The transcript is spliced from 2 exons. Gene Ontology annotation, molecular function: protein dimerization activity; DNA binding. The coding region runs from base 20 to 1945 and encodes 641 amino acids. Lineage: Eukaryota; Metazoa; Arthropoda; Insecta; Lepidoptera; Pieridae. The record is from RefSeq and is a predicted model, not a curated record.
AAUAUCGUUUUAUGACGAAAUGUCACCACCGACCAAAAGUAAUGUAUGGGAUUAUUUUGAACCAAAUAAAGAAGACCAGGAUAAAGCUGAUUGUAAAAUAUGCAAAAAAAGCUACUCUCGCAAGGGCCGCACCACGUCGUCUUUAAAAAACCAUCUUAAGUCGAUGCACUCAGAAGAAUUUUCUACAUUUGAGAACAUUAGUAAAGAAAAAAAAUUACAACAGAUGAAAUCUGACGCAAAUAAAGUUACCACUCCUCUGCAAGAAUCAAAGAAACAACUUUCAUUAGAGGAAAUGGUUCUAAAAGAAAAGAAGUGGGACGUCAAUAACUUGAAUUCUAAAAAAAUUGAUAAACUCAUUGGAGAAAUGAUUGCACUUCAAAAUUUGCCGUUUAAUUUUGUUGAAGGGCUAGGUUUUCGUAGACUGAUGCAAGAAUUAGCACCAAGAUAUAACUUUAGGGGACGCAAUUUUUUUACAGAUUUUGUAUGCAAGGAAUUAUAUAGCAAAGUGGCUCAAAAAGUUAAAGGAUUAAUCGAAAAUUUUGAUAACAUGUCGUUUACGUCUGACAUUUGGUCGGAUCCUAGCUCAAACGCUUCUUUGCUUAGCCUGACUUGCCAUGGAAUUGCAGAAAACUUUGAUAGAUCAUCGAUAAUAUUGAAAUGUGAGACAUUUGACGGCCGUCACACUGGUGACAUAGUUGCUGAAAAAUUCAGUAACAUGCUUUCUGAAUGGAACAUUAAAAAACAACAACUGCAUUGCCUAAUCAGAGAUGAAGGGUCUAAUAUGAAACGAGCCGCGCGAUUAGCAGCAUUAAAUGAUAUAGACUGUACUGUUCACAAGAUACAACUGGCUAUCCGUAGUUGUUUAGGUUCUCAAGAAAACAUAAAAAUACUAAAACAAAAAUGUAAGAGAAUUACGACCCAUUUCAAUCACUCUACCAUUGCCCAGAAACAACUGCAAUCAAUUCAGGACAGACUGAAUCAACCGCACCUGAAAGUGUUUCAAGAUUGUGUAACACGAUGGAACAGUACAUUCUACAUGUUCGAGCGUUUUUCAAAGAUAAAGGAUGCUCUGAGCCUUUACAUGAAUGAUAAUGAAAUUGACCCUAUUCUACCAGAAGAAUGGAAAAUGAUUGAAAGUUUCAUUCAAUUACUGGGACCUUUUGAGGAAGCAACACGGGAACUGAGCAGCUCUUCUGCUCUUAUUUCAUCUGUGAUACCGAUAAUACAAAUGCUUGAAAAAAAAGUUGAUGACUAUUUAUAUUUAACAAGAUCGCAAGAGUUUGAUCCGAUUCGUCAGGCUGUAACGACUUUGAAAAACGAACUUUCUACAAAGUUUUCUAGCUUGGGAGAAAACAAUUUAUAUACCAUCGCUACCUACUUAGAUCCUCGCUAUAAGCACAAAUUUUUCACACCGGUGACUGAAGAAAAGAUUAAAGAUGACAUUUUAAAAAUGAUAAAUAUUGAGAAUGACAAUUUUGAAUCAGUUAAUACCAAUGCCAAAAGGGCUAAAAUAACUGAUUGCAUGGAAAAUGAAACAGAACAACUAGGACCAGGGACUUCAGGUUUCAACAAAAAGCCAUGCUUAAAAAACGACCUGGCUAUGAUGUUAGAUUCGUCGAGUGAAGACGAAAGUCAAGAUGAGCCAGAAAAUAGUAGCGUUGAAGCUGUAUUAAAAAAAGAGUUACUUGCUUACCGUACUAAAAAAAGAAUAAAUGUGAGUGAAAAUCCUUUAAACUGGUGGAGUGUACAUCGAGGGGAAUUCAAGGUAUUAUCGCCGAUAGUACGAAGAUUUUUAUCUGCUCCACCGGGCAGUGUUCCUAGCGAACAACUAUUUAGUAGCGCGGGAUUAAUUUACGAACCUCUGCGUAACAGACUAGAACCAGAAAAGGCGGCAAUACUACUCUUCAUCAAGUAUAAUGCUCCUAUUUUUAAAUUCAACUACUGAUAUAAAAAACAGAAGGUGUUCAGUUACAUUAUACAUGACUUAUAUUUUUAACAUAAAAAUAAGUACUUAAUUAUGUUUGAUUACAAUAAAAAUGUUAAUAAUUA